Colias croceus (clouded yellow) is the source of this 843-nucleotide messenger RNA. It is a transcript of the gene P25, whose product is annotated as fibrohexamerin-like. The record is from RefSeq and is a predicted model, not a curated record. Gene Ontology annotation, molecular function: structural molecule activity. The transcript is spliced from 5 exons. Lineage: Eukaryota; Metazoa; Arthropoda; Insecta; Lepidoptera; Pieridae. Gene Ontology annotation, cellular component: extracellular region. The coding region runs from base 63 to 719 and encodes 218 amino acids.
UGUUUUUGUUUGUUCGACAUUUGCAGUUUUCAUUUGAAACCCGGGAAAGAAGUCGUGCUAACAUGUUGCGAAGUUUUAUCGUAAUAGCAGUUCUUGCUACGUGUUAUGCUGGACCAUCAAACAUAGUGCGUCCAUGUCACUACUCCCAAACGCACUGUCUACGCCAGAACUUGGCUGCUAACUCCAAAUGUAACCCUAACGUCCGGGGUUCGAUUCCCGCUGAAUACACUAUUCCAAGAUUCGCUUUCGACACACCAUACUUUAAUGCGUCUUAUGUUGAUGUUAACUUGAAAAUUCGCAACCACAAUAAUUGUAGGACAUCGGAGUUUUUCUAUAACCUCCAAUCAGACACACUAGUGCUGGCCAUCGACUGUCCCUUCCUGCAGUUCGAGUCAACGAGGACUCUAAUCCAACAUAAUUCGUUACAAGAAGAUACAUCUUACAAUUAUGCUUAUAAAGGAACCUACCCCAUGAUCCGUGUAACGAUGAACAUUCCCCGCGCCAACGCUAUGGAUGCAUGCUCAGCGUAUGCCUUCGCGGACGUCACAGCGCUACCUAUUUUUGAAAUAAACCCUAAUGAUGUUCAAACAGCUAACUUCUUAUCAAGAGACUACACGUUACUGAAUAUUUUCGAAAGAGAAACUUUCUACUUCAGAGCGAAGCAACUUAUGCUGUUGUAUAUCAAUUCCCUUAUUUGUGACUUUGGAUGCAAUUUUUAAGUUUUUUAAAUUCUAUAUGUCCAGCCUUAUUUGACGAUUGAUUGUAUUUUUAUUACCCUUCUAAAUUCAAAUUUAAAAUGUGUAUUUGUUAAUGCCAUCAUGUAAUUUUUAGGCAUAAAAUAAU